This is a messenger RNA of Mus musculus (house mouse), 1092 nucleotides long. RefSeq names its product C-type lectin domain family 4, member a4 (gene Clec4a4). The transcript has 6 exons. Gene Ontology annotation, molecular function: carbohydrate binding. The coding region runs from base 1 to 711 and encodes 236 amino acids. Gene Ontology annotation, cellular component: plasma membrane. Lineage: Eukaryota; Metazoa; Chordata; Mammalia; Rodentia; Muridae. The record is from RefSeq and is marked validated.
AUGGCUUCAGAAAUCACUUAUGCAGAAGUGAGGAUCACGAAUGAAUCCGACUCCUUGGACACCUACUCAAAAUGUCCUGCAGCUCCCAGAGAGAAACCUAUCCGUGAUCUAAGAAAGCCUGGUUCCCCCUCACUGCUUCUUACAUCCCUGAUGCUACUUCUCCUGCUGCUGGCAAUCACAUUCUUAGUUGCUUUUAUCAUUUAUUUUCAAAAGUACUCUCAACUUCUUGAAGAAAAAGAAGCUGCAAAAAAUAUAAUGUACAAGGAAUUGAACUGCAUAAAAAAUGGUUCACUCAUGGAAGACAAAGUCUGGAGCUGUUGCCCAAAGGAUUGGAAACCAUUUGUUUCCCACUGCUACUUCAUUUUGAAUGACUCGAAGGCAUCUUGGAAUGAGAGUGAGGAGAAGUGCUCCCACAUGGGUGCUCAUCUGGUGGUGAUCCACAGCCAGGCAGAGCAGGAUUUCAUCACCAGCAACCUGAACACAAGUGCUGGUUAUUUUAUAGGACUUUUGGAUGCUGGUCAAAGACAAUGGCGAUGGAUUGAUCAGACACCAUACAAUAAGAGUGCUACGUUCUGGCACAAAGGUGAGCCCAACCAAGAUUGGGAACGAUGUGUUAUAAUAAAUCAUAAAACAACUGGAUGGGGCUGGAAUGAUAUCCCUUGCAAAGAUGAACACAAUUCAGUUUGUCAGGUGAAGAAAAUAUACUUAUGAAUCACACAUUCUUCAUGGGGAUUUGAUUUCUUUGUUAGCCGUCAUAACAUGGAUACCUGGGAAGUUCUCAAAGUGGAAGAGCAGCUCACAGAAUUUAAGGGGACAGCAAAUGGUUAUGCACAUGACACACUGGCCCACAUAUAUCCUUGUUCAUUUAUCUACUUACUCAGAGUUAAAAUGAAGUUUCAUUGAGAAUUUUUAUGUACCAGAGAAUAUACAGAGUCCCUUUUGGGUACACCUGGAGCUUUUUGCCAACUCCCCAAGGUUUCAUUUACUCAUGCCAUAUUAUGAUAUUUUCUCUUGGUCUAUUUGUGCUUUUUAAUAUGUCUUUGGAUUUAUUGACAUUAAAUUGAGAAGUAAAAUUAUAUAUAUUUAAGUGUC